This is a messenger RNA of Arabidopsis lyrata subsp. lyrata, 1121 nucleotides long. RefSeq names its product fasciclin-like arabinogalactan protein 12. The transcript has a single exon. The coding region runs from base 29 to 958 and encodes 309 amino acids. Lineage: Eukaryota; Viridiplantae; Streptophyta; Magnoliopsida; Brassicales; Brassicaceae. The record is from RefSeq and is a predicted model, not a curated record.
GGUAAAGCAAUUCAUGUGAUAAGAUGUCAUGGAAAUUUCACAAAAAAAAAAAAAAAAAAAAUCGUCAUGGGUUAUUAACAAUCAACUUAGUUGUAAAAAUGUUGACCUCUUAACCAAUCAAUACCCCAAUUUCAAUAUAACCCCUUACUCUUCAUAUAAACUCCAUAUCUCACACAAACAAAAUAUCAACAUUCUUAAAAACAAAGCCAUGGAACAUUCUCUCAUCAUUCUCCUCUUCACCGUCCUCGUCCUACUCACCACCACUCCCGGAACCCUAUCUCAGCCCUCUCCAGCCGUCGCUCCGACACCACCAGGACCCACAAACGUCACCAAAAUCCUAGAGAAAGCUGGUCAAUUCACCGUCUUCAUCCGACUCCUCAAAUCCACCGGAGUUGCUAACCAACUCUACGGCCAACUAAAGAACUCCGACAAUGGAAUCACUAUCUUCGCACCGAGUGAUUCCUCGUUCUCCGGUCUCAAAGCCGGAACCCUAAAUUCCUUAACCGACGAGCAACAAGUAGAGCUUAUUCAGUUUCAUGUCAUACCAAGUUACGUUUCUUCCUCUAACUUCCAAACAAUAAGUAACCCUCUACGGACUCAGGCCGGUGACUCUGCCGAUGGACAUUUUCCACUUAACGUUACCACCAGUGGCAAUACCGUAAAUAUCACGACCGGUGUAACCAACACCACCGUCUCCGGUAAUGUCUACAGCGAUGGACAACUCGCUGUUUACCAGGUGGAUAAAGUUUUGCUUCCACAGCAAGUUUUCGAUCCUCGCCCACCUGCUCCGGCUCCGGCUCCGUCAGUCUCGAAAUCAAAGAAGAAGAAGGAAGACAGUGAUAGUUCCGGUGAUGAUACUCCGGCGGAUGCUUCGUUUGCUUCACGUAACGUUGGUUCUCUGCGUGAUGCGGUGUCGUUUUGCUUCAUGAGCGCAUUACUCGGAUGGUUUUAUUUGUGAUGAUAAGUAUUAUUACUCAUGAUUUCCUGCCAUGUGGGUGAUAUUUUUCUCUUGGUUUUCAUGUGAUUUUGUGUUAAUCAACUCCAUUUGUUUUUUUCUAUUUCCAUUUUUGUGCGAGUGAAUUUUGUUUUUGUUAAUUAAUAUGAUCUCGUUUGUCUCUAGA